Mya arenaria is the source of this 1332-nucleotide messenger RNA. RefSeq lists its product as uncharacterized. The transcript is spliced from 7 exons. Bases 1 to 1332 code for a protein of 443 amino acids. The record is from RefSeq and is a predicted model, not a curated record. Lineage: Eukaryota; Metazoa; Mollusca; Bivalvia; Myida; Myidae.
AUGGCACAACCGGGUUGUAGCUCGGUGCGGAAAUGUUCAUUGGCCGGAGGGCUGGAAGUGCGAAUGCGUCAAACAUUGGAAUAUGUUCAUUGGUCGAUGACUGGAGAGUGGCUGAGGCGCAAGAUGUUCAUUGGUGUGGAUACUCUGCUCAUGUGUGUGAAGGGGGUUGAAGUGUACUAUAUUGUGUGUGAGGGGGUGGAAGCGUACUAUAUUGUGUGUGAGCGGGUGGAAGCGUACUAUAUUGUGUACGGGUUCUUGUUUCUACGUGUGGCUAUUAUCAACAGCACACUCGCAGUAUUCCUCUUCACCGUAUACUUUCUCAGUAUUGUAGAUAUGCCAAAAGAAAUAUUUAUACCACCAAAGAUGAUCCCAAGAGACAACACAAAAUAUGUGGCAUCUUUAUGCAAUGAAACCUUCAAUGCAACGUUCGAAGAUAAUCUAAAGGUCAUACAGAAUUACCCACAUGGAAAAGCCGACGACUUCAUGUGGAAAAUUGGCAAGAACAAGUCUUCGCCCUCGGAAAUACGGGACUUACCCGUGUUUGUGACCGCUUUUGACAGAGCGUAUUAUCCACAAUCACAAGGACUAUUUUAUACCCUGCACCGGAAGUUCUUGAGUAACCCGAAGUAUGCGUCUCAGUUCAAGCUGAUUGUGUAUGAUAUGGGCAUGUCCAUCCGCCAGUUAAAAGUGCUGAAAGCCAAAUGUCGCUGUGAGCUCCGCCGCUUCCCGUUUGAAGAUUUUCCCGAACAUGUGAGACAACUAAGGACGUACGCCUUUAAGCCGAUUAUUGUACAGCAAGUAUUAUUAGAGUACGGCUUUGUCUGGUGGGUGGAUAGCUCCGUAAGAUUCACCGAGAGUAGCGCUGAUCCGGCUAUUCGCCAUGCAAGGGAGACAGGCAUGUUCUACACAGUUUCCUCCUCACCAAGAGAAGAGAUACCGCUAACACUUCAGACAGACGUACGGACAUUCGAGUUUCUUGGGGAGGACAGAUGUAAAUUUAGACCUUUUGGAGAAACGUGGGCAACAACUGUCAUGUUUUAUUUCAAUGAAGCAUCAAAGCAUGUUGUGAAAGCAUGGACGAUAUGUGCUUUGAAUAAAGAUUGUAUGGCGCCAAAUGGAACUGAAAAGAAAAUAAUAUGUGAUAUGAAUGUAAAACAAGAUGGCCGCUGCCAUCGGUUUGACCAAUCAGUGCUUGGAAUACUUACAAGAAGACUUUACCAUGAACAGAAUCAGUAUCCGUUUGACGGUACAAUCAACGAUGUGUAUGAGAUAAAACGUGGCGAUAUGGUCAGUUAUUUCGAAUCUUGCAGAAUCGCGAUCAGGUGCAUGUAG